AUGGAUGCAAUUCGUAAGCUUUUCGAGGAGCAAGCGGCGAAGAACCGGGAAAAUAUGGCUCGGAGCUACGGCAUCCCUGCGUCGCGCUUCUGCGGCUGUUGUACCGAGUGUGGUGCAGAGCCGCUCCUAUCGCCCUUCUAUGAGCGACGUUUGCGACUGGAUUCUGAGCGUACUGCGUGGCGCCAGUGGCAACGCGAGCUGGUCCGAAAGCAGUCAGAAGGCCAAGACGGGGUUCGAUCGACCAGACUAGACUCUGAAACCUCGCAGACGCUGCCGAAGGAGCGCGCACCUGGUACCCAUGGCUCACACUCAUCGCUUGAAACACACGCACGAAGAACAGCCGCUGAUCAGAGUCCGGCUUGUGCAGGUGAUGAUUGUCGUUGUCUCGAAAGCGCCCUGGAGUCGAAGCUGGAACCCCAGGUUGGCUCUUCGGAACAGUGCGGUUCACAGGGAACGUGUGCUCCAGCAAAUGCCGUGCUGGCAACGCCAGCGAGGUCGCCCGAAGUCACGACAUCGGAUGAAGACGCAUCCAGAGAAUCGGCGGAGCGGGAAACUUUUGAGUCUUUCGCAUCUCGAGCAGGCAGCCUGAGCGCAUCGUGGAAUUCGGCAGAAGCGAGCCGCUCAGUCGCGAGUCCGACACUCUCUGAAUACGCUUCGAUGACAAGUCCUCGAUAUGAACAUGAGACCAGCGGAGACGAUGAUUUCCUUGACGAACAUGCAUUGCACGGGGAUGCUCCAGAGCAUGUCGUCGGCGAUGGCGGUACAUCAACGUCUCACGAGGAGGAGCAUGCGUUCACGGGUACGGGAAUGCUGGCCCAUAUGUCUGACACAGAACCUGUGAAGCAAUGUAUGGAUGCUUCGGAGCUCAAAAAGCGCUCGAAGACUGCUGAACAUCGCGUAUGUGAAUAUGAGCACGCGAGCAACGUUGCAGGAUCGCUAGCGAUGCUUCACGCAGACGAAGACGUUGUGCCAUCCGCAGCACAAGCCGAUACGGAUUUUUCAGCGAAUGCAACAACGAUUUCUGUGCCUGAAACCCUGAGGACGCCAGCUCUAGCAACGGAGACGCAAUCUUAUGGAAAUGCUGAUCCCAUGCGGCCUUCACCGGCGAGCCUGGUGGGAUCACGGCAGAACAGCUCAGCAGCGCUGCACGAGAAUGCAGCAGCAGAGCGUCGGAUCGCAACAUCGCAAGGUGAAGUCGCGAAGAGGCCCACGGUGUCGAUGUCAGAACCAUUGGGUCAUGCACUAGCAAACGAGGAAGCAGUGAGGAUGGCCCUAGAAACCACCGGAAUCGCGGAUGCGGAACCCGUAUCAGGCCCGCUGCUGGAAAGCGCAGGCUCAGGUCUCGACGAGAAUACGAAUGGACAACGCUCUAUGAAUGAGCAUGUUGCGCUCAACGCCACAACGUCUCCGCAGACGCUUGCGACGCUAUUCAUAGCGACGGACAGCGCAGAGAAGCGUAACAGGCAUCAGCAGCGUCCAUCAGUCGAAAGUGACACGCUUUCCGCGAACCAGGACAGGGUUCUUGACGAAUCAACGAGCAACACUGCUCAUCACGGAGAGGCGCGAGCUUCGGCUUUGACCGCGAGCACGGCGCUCGCCGUCUCGGAGUCUCGCCAUGUGCGAGCUUCAACCGUCUGUACAGCCGCAACUCGAUGGGAGAGAGCGAUUGCUGCCCUGGAACAGCUGGAACAGCACGGUCGACAGGAGCUGGAACAUCUCCAGACGCAGAUUCGUCUAUGGAGAAUGCGAAUACGGGCACAUGUGAGUGAUCGGCGGUUUCGACUAUGGAAUGAACUCGACUGGCUUCGUUCGAGUUGCGUCUACCUGGGCUGGCAGCAGUCGUUUUGCGAUGCUGUAGACAAGAACGCGGGAACGACAGAAGCCUUGGAUGUUCCGAGCUGCACCGCGAAUGCGGAUGCCAUGUGUACGACCUGCAAUGUCUAUGAAACACGCUUCCGACAGCUUCAGCGAGAUCUGGCGCUCCUUCGAGUCCAUCUACAUAUCCACGAGGCUACGUUGCAGCGUUUGCGCACCGGCACCUACUUAUCCAGUCCCUAUGUGGCCAUGCUGGAGGAGCGUAACGCUCUGCGACUGACCCAGCGGCAUUUGCAGAGCAGUCUACCAGCGUCGCAUGCAUCGUCUCGCGCCGGAGACUCGUAA
This is a messenger RNA of Cyanidioschyzon merolae strain 10D, 2160 nucleotides long. RefSeq lists its product as hypothetical. The coding region runs from base 1 to 2160 and encodes 719 amino acids. Lineage: Eukaryota; Rhodophyta; Bangiophyceae; Cyanidiales; Cyanidiaceae. The record is from RefSeq and is a predicted model, not a curated record. The transcript has a single exon.